CAGUGGAUGGAUGAAGUGGAGGGAGGGCAGAAGAUUCCUGGAGAUCAUCGCAGCUGGGAUGUUCAGCUGGAAACUGAGGAGCUGCAGAGGCAAAACUUCCAGAGCUUCCUCAUGUAUUUGCCCUGCUUGGAAAUCUCGCUGACAUCCUGGAGGUCUCUGGCUGAGGAAACGUUCAGCUGCUGUGGGAUGCUGGACCAAAACCACCAGUGUUAGUGAGCAGGAUCGGCCGAGACCAGAAGGAGGGAAGCCGGGAUGUUAGAGCCGUGCCUGGUUUGGCGGGGAGACCUGUGAAGAAUGAAGGCGGACGUACUCGCCUACCUGGCUCUGGCUGCAGCCAGCUUUGUUGCCACCGUGACCGGCGGUCGCAGCUCGAGCCGCAGGAAACACAAAGAGGUCUUCCUCGGGGAGAACAGCAAGUUCAAGUUUGGAGGGCGUAUUGACUACAAGCUGAAGAGGCAGGACAGCACCAAGACACUGUUAAUAAAAAGUGAACAACUGCUGAGGAUUGAAGAGCACGACUUCGCCAUGAGACCAGGCUUCGGAGGGGCACCCAUCCCCGUAGGCAUCGACGUGCAGGUGGAGAGUAUCGACAGCAUCUCGGAGGUCAACAUGGACUUCACCAUGACUCUGUACCUGCGUCACUACUGGAAGGACGAGCGGCUGGCGUUCCCGUCCGGCAGCAACCAGAGCAGGACCUUCGACUCCCGCCUGGUGAAGAAGAUCUGGGUUCCUGACGUCUUCUUCGUCCACUCCAAACGCUCCUUCAUCCACGACACCACCACGGAGAACAUCAUGCUGCGGGUCUAUCCUGAUGGAAAAAUCCUCUACAGCGUCAGGGUCACGGUGACGGCUCUCUGCUCUAUGGACUUUAGCAGCUUCCCUUUGGACACACAGAACUGCUCGCUGGAGUUGGAGAGCUAUGCGUAUAAUGAGAACGACCUGAUGCUGUACUGGAAGAACGGCAACGACUCUCUGCGGACGGACGAGAUCGUCCUGUCACAGUUCUUCAUUGAGCACUUCCAAGCCUCCAGCGGCCUGGCUUUCUACAGCAGCACCGGCUGGUACAACCGCCUCUUCAUAACCUUCAUCCUGCGGAGGCACAUCUUCUUCUUCAUGCUGCAGACAUACUUCCCCACGAUGCUGAUGGUCGUCCUCUCCUGGGUCUCCUUCUGGAUAGACAGGCGGGCCGUUCCUGCGCGAGUGUCUCUGGGUAUAACCACGGUGCUAACCAUGUCCACCAUCAUCACAGGAGUGUCGUCCUCGAUGCCUCAGGUGUCGUACGUGAAAGCGGUCGACAUUUACCUGUGGACCAGCUUCCUGUUUGUCUUCCUGUCUGUGAUCGAAUAUGCAGCCGUGAACUACUGCACCACUCUGGAGGAGAUGAGGAAGAUGAAGAGGGGGAAGAUCCCGUCCACCUUCAACGCAAGCCAAGCGAUGGCCUUUGACGGCUGCUUCCACGACAACGACAUUGAGCUGACCACGUUCCCCCGACUGGCGCCCACCUUGACCUCUGAACCUCUGACAUCGCCAACUCAAAGCUCAGACAUCCGCCCCAUUGAGGGGACUCGCCUCCGCCGGCAGCGUUCUGUCCGCGAAAACGUGGACCUGCUGGUCAGCAACAGCUACAUGAUCGACUCGUACUCCAGACUGGCCUUCCCUCUGUCCUACCUGCUCUUCAACACCAUCUACUGGAGCAUGUACACCUGAUCCAGCAGCGAAUACGCUCUGAGCAGGAGUGCUGCAGAGGAGAUUCCUCCUCUCCACGGGGGUCCACGGGUGCUUUACUGAAAUGUUCUUGGUCAGAGGGGCCUCAGCUCCAUCCUGCUGAUGUUCUUUGUAAAAGAACUGCAAUAAAACCUCUCGAGGCCCCUCAGCCUGAGUGCGAACUCCCUAACUGUUCAUUUAUCUCAUUGGAGGGGCUGAAAUCCUGGAAGUCAGACUCUUUCUGUUAGGAUGAUCUGUUCAUGUGUCUUUUCUUUCGUGUUUCAUCGUAGCCUAAAACUCAAAGCUCAUAUUGAUCUGUGCUAUUGAUAUAUGACAUCUUUAUCAAUUUCUUUAGCUACAUGAUGCAAAAUUAGACUCAAAUUAAUGUGAAUAUGUGAUGAAUGUUUUGGAGCAAAUAAAACUGUAUCUUGUUUGUCGUGUUGCAGUGCGCUGCAGUUCCUGCAUUAGUGACCUCUGACCCUCUUACUGAGCUUUGGGAAAAUGUUCUGGAUUUAUGUUUCAACAUUUCUCUUCAAAAUGACCAAAAAUGUCAGUAAUAAUAAUUUAAAACAGGAUCAUUUCAUAAUCAUUUUUUUUUUCAGAUUAAAAAAAAAUUAUUUAUUUGGACAUAAAAAAUAAGAUUGAAAAAUCACACAGAGACAUUUAAUUUCAAGAUGUUUAAUUAAGUAAAUUUUAAAUAUGUAAUAACUACAUGUAGAGGUAAAGGCUGAAGUAUUUGUUCCACUACAAUGAUUUCAGAUUUUCUUAAUUAAAAAAUGUGAGACAUUUUAUUGUAAAUUAACCCACUGAGCUGUUUAUGCAAAUUAAAUUCAUGUAGUUUUGUUGAUCUUUAAACAUAUUAUGGUUCCAGCUUCCAGAAAGAACAUUUGCUGCCUUGGAUGGAUCCAUGGUUUCCUGAUUGGUUGUGGUUCAGGUCGGCUGUUUGAUCCCUGACUCCUCCGGUCUGUGUGCCGAAGUAUCCUUGAUACUGAACCCUGAGCUGCCCCUGCUGUAUCCAUCAGCUCGCAUGUGUGUGUGUGCAAGUGCUGUACGAUUGUGUGUGUGAUUGUGUAAAUGAGAGCUUUAGUAGAAAAACCUUGUGCUCAGUUGAGUAGAAAAGCACCAUAUGAAGCACGACCUGCCAUCUGAAUGUCACAGUAGAAACAGAUCAUCAGAUCAGCUGACUUUAUUCCAGUUUACUGCUGUCUGGUUUUGGUGAGCUCACUGGAUACCUUCUCACUUUGAACUUCAGCAGGUCGUCUUGAUCAUGCCUACAUGCCCAAAUGCACUGAUUUGCUGCCAUUAAAUAUUUGCAAAUUAUUGUGAGUUUGUGUGUGUGCAUGUGCAGAUACACUAUAUGGCCAAAAGUAUUCACUUGUCUGCUUUCACACACAUAUGUACCUGAGUAACAUCCCAUUCUUAAUCCAUAGGGUUUAAUAUGAUGUGACACAAAUGGAAACCAAUAGGGUUGGCAGUGUUGCCAACUUAACGACUUUGUCGCUAGAUUUAGCGGCUUUUCAGACCCCCCUAGCGAGUCUUUUUUUCCAAAAAGCGACUAGCGACCAAUUUAGCGAGUUUUCCCAGUGACGUCGACGACUUUUGGAGAGUUUUUUAUUAACCUGAAAUCCUCCGCUAUCGCCAUGUUUUGUGUAUAUACAGCCUUGGUAUUACGUACGUUCAGACGCUUUGGCAUCGCCCGGACCCCCAAGAGUACCUGGCUGUUGGUAUAUACCGUAAGUCACGUGACCUUAAUAGAGGAAGUGGGUCUGCUGUCCUCGUGAUGUAGCCGGUGGAUACCACGCGGCAUUGAGUGGAUAGUCCCGUUGCUGCGAUAUAUCAGCGAAUAUGUUUAUGGAUUUACUGAGCUGGCUGAAAUCCUGCUGACUGAAGAAUGGAAGUUUGUUCAUUCAGUCUGUUUACAUGUUUUGUUAUCUUACACAGGAAACACUUUGGUGAAGCAGACUGGCUUUAAAAAGAAUAAGCCAGCCUUUUGCUGUUUUUUGCUUUGUGUCUUUUCUGUUUACAUUUUAAUAGCACAGCUGUCAGUCUUUUGUUAUGGAGGAAA
Messenger RNA from Archocentrus centrarchus (flier cichlid), 3769 nucleotides. Its product is annotated as gamma-aminobutyric acid receptor subunit rho-3-like. Lineage: Eukaryota; Metazoa; Chordata; Actinopteri; Cichliformes; Cichlidae. The record is from RefSeq and is a predicted model, not a curated record. Gene Ontology annotation, biological process: monoatomic ion transmembrane transport. The coding region runs from base 295 to 1707 and encodes 470 amino acids. The transcript has 10 exons. Gene Ontology annotation, molecular function: extracellular ligand-gated monoatomic ion channel activity; transmembrane signaling receptor activity. Gene Ontology annotation, cellular component: membrane.